This is a messenger RNA of Aspergillus luchuensis, 1908 nucleotides long. Its product is annotated as glutamyl-tRNA(Gln) amidotransferase, subunit A. Bases 1 to 1908 code for a protein of 635 amino acids. The transcript has 2 exons. The record is from RefSeq and is a predicted model, not a curated record. NCBI's taxonomy places the organism in Eukaryota, Fungi, Ascomycota, Eurotiomycetes, Eurotiales, Aspergillaceae.
AUGGUACGCUCUUUACAACUCGGCGUGGCGGCCCUUGGGCUGCUUGGUGCAGUGUCCGCUCAAUUAGUGUCAACUGGCUUAUCCGUCACGCUCGACCAUAUCGAUUAUUUUGUCUCUCCUUACUCCGUGGGGAACGUGACGGUGUCGGCGGCCUUCCUGAAGGACGUCCCUAGUGUCAAUGGCUUCUACCCUGUGACUGUUGUCCAAGAGGAGAAAGCUGAGGUAUCAUCGUUGCCCUCUCUAUUCUCUACAUGGACGGAUGUGGAUGAUGUGUUUACACCCGCUUUCCUGGGUGCAGUCUUAGUCCGUGGCUACAAACCCGACAAUGCCACUACAACCUUCAAUACUUCCCGCUCCAGUGUCCUCGUGCCUUUGGAGUCCAGGGUUGUCCCAUCAGGCCCGUACUUCCUCGAACAGGCUACUGGGAAGCUCUAUCCAGUGUACCGUCUCUACAGCGACUUUGCAGGAGCCUUUACGCAGCCACUGCUCCAGAAGCCAGACGGCACAUUCCAGCCUUUGUCGGCACAAGUUGCCGGUCUGGUCUCAUCGACAGUCGGUGUACCCUCUCGCAUCUACUAUACUCCCAGCUCUGAGAAACCGUUGGCCGGGGCCCGCGUCGGCGUAAAGGACAUUUACAGCCUCGCUGGCGUGCGCCAGAGCAACGGCAAUCGGGCCUGGUACAACUUGUACGGAGAGAACAACGUCACUGGCACCGCUGUUUCACGUCUGAUCGAGGCAGGCGCCAUUAUUGUCGGACUACAGAAGCCCUCGCAGUUUGCAAAUGGAGAAACGGCUACAGCUGACUGGGUCGACCUUCACUCACCCUUCAACCCACGUGGAGAUGGAUACCAGGAUCCUUCUUCCUCCUCGUCAGGCGCUGGUGCUUCCAUCGGCUCUUACGAAUGGUUAGAUCUGGCUCUUGGUAGUGAUACCGGUGGCUCUAUCCGCAAUCCUGCCGAGGUCCAGGGAGUCUACGGUUCUCGUCCAUCUCACGGUCUGGUCGAACUCGAUCAUGUCAUGUCCAUGUCUCCGGUGCUCGAUACUGCAGGAGUGCUGACAAGGGACCCUUACCUUUGGGACCGAGCCAACCAAGCCCUCUACAGCACUAACUACACCUCGUUUCAUGGCAAAUCAGUCCGUUACCCUAGCAAGCUGUACACUAUCGAUUUCCCGACGACCAAUGACUCUGCGGCAGAUGCAUUGCUGGCUGCAUUCCAAAAGCGCCUGGCUGCAUUCUUGAAUACGACAGCCACCCCGCUGGACCUACCUGCCGACUGGUCGUCACAGCCGCCGUCCGGCGCACCCGCCAAUGUCUCGCUUGAAACGUUGCUUAACCUGACCUACCCAAUGCUCAUCACGAAGCAGCAAAUCCCUCUGGUUAGGGAUCCUUUCUAUGCCGACUAUGCCGCAAAGCACGACGGUCGAGUCCCCUUCGUGGACCCCGUCCCUCUCUCCCGGUGGAACUGGUCCAUGGCGUAUCCUGACUCCGCACUGGAUGAAGCCAUCCACAACAAGACGCUCUUCAUGGACUGGAUCGCUGAGAACUAUCUCACUCCGAUCUCCGACCCAGAGCAGUGCUCUUCGUCGCUUAUUGUCUAUGUGGGCACCGAUGGCUCCCAGAGAGCGCGUAAUGUCUACCGCUCGCUGCCUGGCGCACCAUCAGGCUAUAGCAAGUUCCUCAUCUCCAAUAUGGCCAGUGUGCCGGACUUUGUCAUUCCCAUUGGGGAGAUUGCGGCCUACAGCACCAUUACACAGCACCAGGAGAAAUUUCCCGUCGCCAUUGACGUUCUGGCUGCGAAGGGGUGCGAUGGGCUACUUGUUAGGCUGGCUCAGGAUUUGUUGGAGGCUGGAAUCAUCAGUGCCCCGUUAUCCGGUGGGACGCUGACUGGUGGGUCAGUCUUGUUUUAA